CAUCUCAAUCAUUUCCGGAAGUGCGAAAACUUCCUUCUAGCAGCAACAUAAUAAUAAAGUAUUAUUGUGUCAUUUUAAUUUGCAGUCAAAAUAUUGUGAAAUGUCGCGACCAGCAAGACCACCGCCUCCGCCACCCACCCCUAAACCAGGACAAGUGAAAGUGGUGAGAGCAAUGUACAGAUAUGAAGCUCAGCAGACAGAUGAGUUGACUUUUGAUGAAGGAGACACCCUGUAUAUUCUUGACAUGUCUGAUUCUGGUUGGUGGAAAGCAAGAUGUGGGGAUAAAGAAGGAUUAAUACCUAGUAACUAUGUUGAAGAGAACACGGAAUCCAUAGAGCACCCCUUACAUGAAGCAUCGAGAAGAGGAAACAUUAGUUUUUUGUCUGAGUGUCUUAAAAAUAGGGUGUCUGUGAAUGGUUUGGACAAGGCAGGGUCCACACCCCUCCACUGGGCAGCACACGGUGGACACAUCGACUGCUUAGAAACGCUGCUCAAGGUGCCUAAUGUGGAAGUCAAUGUACAGAAUAAACUAGGUGAUACCCCCUUGCACUCUGCAGCAUGGAAGGGCCACCCUGAUGCUGUUACACUACUACUGGAGAAAAAUGCUAGGGCUGAUAUCAAAAAUAAUGAUGGCAAAAAACCAUAUGAACUCGCCAAGGAUCCUGAAACAGCAGCUCUUUUAAAACAUGCAAUUAUUCCAAGAACGUUUUCCACAGACUAUGGGGAUGAAGAUGAUUCUGACUGAGAAGAGGAAGCUGUUUUGUUUUAUAUUCUACUUCAACAGAUGCCUAGCAUUCCGUUAUUUCAGUGGGCCCUAGUGGAGGGGGGAGCUGGGUGCUGUGGAUAGUCAUGUUAUCAUUAGAUGUAGUUACAUUGAAUUCAAAAAUUAAAAUAACAUUUUAACAGAAAAGUCAAAACCUCAGGAUAAAGGAUAAAAAACAUUAUUUUCAAGUAAAUUAACUAAAAUUGCUUAUUUUGCCUCAAAUAUGAUAUAAGUAAAAAGAAGGACUAGUAUAUGGUAAAUGCAUUGAAUAUUAGCAAAUACCUGUAUAUGGUAAAGUGAAACUCUUGAAGGAAUUGGUUCUCUGCCUUUAUUAUAAAGUGCAUUAUUAUGUAAUUAACAUGUAUUCUGAUCUUAUAUUCUUGAAUUUGAGGUCUGAUGAAACAAUAUUGAACAAUGGUGUCACCACCAACCAUAAUAUGGACCAAUGCCAUUGUUGGAAUUUUUUCACCAAUCAAAAAAAGGGGAACAAAUUGUCAGUGGGAUGACAACAAUAUCAAAUAACAAUAAUGUUGUUGUAACUUUUGAUGCUAUUUUGAAGGAUAUUGACAUUCAGGUAAUUAAUCAUACAGAAAAGUAUUAUAGACUAUUGUUUACCAUUCAGUGUUUUGUUUUGCAAACGUCAACCAAAGUAGAUAACUGUUGAUAUUAAAGGGGACACCUACAGGGUGUUUAUUCCCUUUAAUCUCUCUUUCCUUCUCUUUCCUUCUCCCUAUCUCUCUCUCUCUCUCAUAUGGUACCUAAUGAACUGUACAUGUUACAUUCCAUACCUACCAGUAGAAACAGGUUCUAAAACAUGGAUUCAAUUCACCCGAAUUUGUUAACUGAUCCAUAUUCAUUCAUGUAUAAAUCAUAAUUCUUAUUGAAAGUUGACCUGGCAGUUUAUUUGAGGAUGAAAUGGGACACAGUUUAAGAUGUAUAUAUAUAUCUUGCAAAAGAUCUUGGAAAACAUGAGUUACACAUGAAAUAUUCAAAUGUUGAUUAACUUUGUCCAUAACACUGUCAUUGGUAGCAUUGUCAGUAUAAAAGGUUUUUCUGAUACUUUUUACAUUUAGAAGUUAGAACAUUCUGUACUGUUCCUUCCAUGUUGAAGUAAAAACAAGGGCUGUAGAGCAUAGCAAGGUGGUUAGCCUUCACGCUGUGAGCUGUAUGUAUUGUGUAUAACCAUAGAUGAUUGAACACGAUGAGUUACUGUAUGUCUUCUGUGUUAUUGUCAGUUGUCAUUUAAUAUUUACAACAUAGGGAAUGCUGAUGCUUUUUAAGUAGAAAUGCUAGCAAGGCAAGUUUUGCCUUUAUAGAUCUGUUAAUAUUUUAAAGUCAAAAUGGAGGUGACAUUGUAAAAAAGAUGUUUGUAUUUUACAUGUUAUAAUGUUUCUUGUAUAUUUCAGUUAUCGAGUAAAUAAAAUCGUUAAUUAUUAUCA
Molecule: messenger RNA, 2202 nt
Organism: Lingula anatina
Lineage: Eukaryota; Metazoa; Brachiopoda; Lingulata; Lingulida; Lingulidae
Product: osteoclast-stimulating factor 1
Biological process (GO): signal transduction
Molecular function (GO): protein binding
Source: RefSeq, a predicted model, not a curated record